Anthonomus grandis grandis is the source of this 463-nucleotide messenger RNA. RefSeq names its product cuticle protein 18.6-like. The transcript has 3 exons. The record is from RefSeq and is a predicted model, not a curated record. Bases 65 to 463 code for a protein of 132 amino acids. NCBI's taxonomy places the organism in Eukaryota, Metazoa, Arthropoda, Insecta, Coleoptera, Curculionidae. Gene Ontology annotation, cellular component: extracellular matrix.
GUUACAAACCGGGAGACGACCCGAGGCAGUUCUAGUUAGUACAGUGUUAGCGUUUGCUUAAAAAAUGUUUUUUAAAUUCGAUGUACUAUGUUUGUGCUUUUUGACAUUUUUUGGAGCGGUAGACCUCUUUAAUAAUGGAGAUGACAUAAAAAGUGUGUCAUUCUUUCGAUUUACUGGACCAGUAAGCGGUAGAGCCGAACAAAUUAACGUUUAUAACCCCCAGUCUGGCACAUCUAAAGUCGAUUAUAUUGCAAAACCGGACUAUUCUUAUCACUAUGGGGUUCAAGACUCGAAAACUGGAAAUUUCCAAGGACACCAGGAGAACCGAAAUGGCGAUUCUGUUAAUGGAGAGUAUCGAGUGAUGGAAGCCAACGGUUUGGUCAGGAUAGUUCGAUAUACUGCUGAUCCGGAGUAUGGGUUUAAGGCUUUUAUCGAAUAUGUCAAGUUAAAAAAUGCCGAAUAG